This is a messenger RNA of Solenopsis invicta (red fire ant), 1695 nucleotides long. RefSeq lists its product as uncharacterized. Gene Ontology annotation, molecular function: nucleic acid binding; zinc ion binding. The record is from RefSeq and is a predicted model, not a curated record. NCBI's taxonomy places the organism in Eukaryota, Metazoa, Arthropoda, Insecta, Hymenoptera, Formicidae. Bases 16 to 1542 code for a protein of 508 amino acids. The transcript is spliced from 2 exons.
GAUCUCAGCAACGAAAUGGAGAAGGCAAACGAGGGAAGGCACGCAGCCCUCAGUUACGAUGACUUAAAUGAAAAAUAUAAAGCUUUGCAAACAUUAAUAGAAAAGACAAUGAAUAUGCAUCAAAAGGUGCGAGAAGAUUUAGAGGUUCAGAGUCGUCAAAAGCGAAGGGAGGUCGAGAGUCAGGAAAUAGCUAAGAAACCUAGAAUCUCAUCUAUCGAAGCUUUGCCUCCCGGUACUCGCCUUUUGAGUGACAGUACUAACAAACAAACUUUUUCGUCAGUCCGAAACAACGCAUCAAGUAGUACUAACGACGUUAAGGACUUAAUUCGUGAAAAUACCUCCAAUGAAAGUUUAGCUAGUCAGAUUAAAGAAACUAUAAAAAUAGAAUUUUUAAGUAAAGAUAGCGGUACUAAACGCGAUUAUAAACUAGGCCAGCGAGUCAAAUUUGAACAUUUCUACGAAUUCUUUUCAUCUGAACUACGCACCAAUGACUUGUUGUAUGUCAUCGAUAAGACCAUCAAGCCACCGCAAAAUCUGAACGAGCAACAAAUGGAAAAACAAAAAUUCAAAGUCAGAGAAAUCUUGAUCAACAGAAUAGAACAAACCUAUCACUCUAAGGUAUUACAUAUUCAAGAUCCCGUUGAAAUAUUAGAGAAACUAAAGGAAUUCAAAAGGUGCGAAGUAAAUGUAACGAGCCAUAGUAUCAGACAGCAACUCUACUCCAUUAAAUACGAAUGCACCAGAGAAACCGCUUUACAAUUCUGGGACAAGUUUGAAGAAAUUAUACGAAAUUACGAGAACCUCCCAGAUAUUGCUCCCUUAACUGAACAGGAAAAACGAGACGCAUUUUACGCAGCCAUAAUAAAAUCUGAACCGGAAGUACAGUCUAUAGAAUUUAUGACAAGAAGCCAAACCGGAAGAGGUCUCACCUAUGAUGCACUAAAAAGAUUCAUUAUUCAAGCCAAAGCUAAUCGCGGACAGAUAACAACAAAUCAUCCGAGCUCGAAACAGAACUCGAUCACGUCAGUGGCCUAUGCGAGAUCCGGAUGUAAUGUCCGUUGUUUCGAAUGUGACGAUCUUGGUCACAUGAAAAAUGAGUGCCCGAGAAGAGGUAUGGGCUUGAGAAAGUGCUAUGAAUGUGGUGAAUUUUCCACGCACAAAGCUGCUGAGUGCCCAAGUCGUACAUCAGGACAAAGGAACCUAAGGAGACGUGGCGGAUGUCGGGGAAGAAAAUACGACAAUGAUGGAUCAGAACGAUUUGAGCGAAUGCAUUCUAACAACAAAAGAUCAUUUAAGGCGAGAGGAUCUAAACAAUUCAACGGGGGUAAAAAUAAGUAUACAAACAGACAAAGCAACCAAAAUAAAGAAAAUCAGGGCUAUCGGAAUAAUCGGUACGCUAAGCGACGUGGUUAUCGAGGAGGAUACCAAAGACAGCGAGGAGCGUCCAAGACUCCAACAACCUCAACUCCUCAAGCGGACUCAACAAAAGAUCAGACAGGUUCGGUGAAUAACAAUCAAGUUACAGAUGCACGUAGUAAGUAAAUCCGGAUUCAUCGCAAAGGAAUUCGACAAAAGAGUUUCCCCAAAGAAGGAAAUUGUAUGCCAAAUUAGAAGUAGAUGUUUAAAAAUUUAGUCUUUAGUCAUAGUUUACAUUUAAAAGUAUUCAUGCUUUCUGUAUCCAAAACAAAAUGUAUU